GUCAAGCGUGCAACAGACUGUUUAAAUCUUAUUUUUGGCGUGUUAAAUUUCUUUGAAUAUCUCAAAAAUUUUCAAUGUAUCUUAAAUAACUAUAAUGUAUAUAACUAUUAAAAAAAUUAGAUUAAAAGAUUCUUUUCGAACACUAAAAUAAAUAAGAGUAUAUCAAUAUGGUAGAAUUUUCAAAAAAUAUAUGUGUCUAGACUAGUUUUCAUGUUUGAAAAGAAAGCCCAAAACUAUAUUCCUUGAGCCCAGAACAAGGUACUAAUAUUUGGGCCAGAUUUUUGUUAAUGGACUGAGCCCAAUAGAAUAUUCCUGAAAGAAGUACCCUAACCCUAGAUAGAUACCCAAACAUCCCUAAGUAGCACGUGACAAGCAGCUGACUCGAAAGAGGCAGAAUAGAGCGCCGCAAUGACUCUUGAAAUCGCAAAAAAUACAAAUUCUCAAACCACAGCCGUUCGAUUUACUGCCACAUCAGCAAUCCGCGUGAAUGCUUGUUUCUACGGCUGAGAUCACAGGACGCAGAGCUACUGGUAGAGCGAACGAAGAAGCUUCUUUCUCUCUUGCUUCUCUAUCUUCUGUGCUUUGAUUUUCCCUGUGAAAUUCAAAAUUUGGUCUGCAAAAUUCUUGCUAGGGUUUGAAGAUGAAGAUUACCGAGGAAGUUGUUGACGAAAACGUAGUUCUUUAUGAUGAUGAGGAUGAUGUCACGGCUGACAGCAUAUUAUCAACUGACGAAGACAUUAGUCCCGAUGAGGAGGAGGACGAUGACGACGAUGUGGACGAGGACGAGGACGAGGAUGACGACGACGACGAUGAUGAUGAGGAUGAAGAUGACGACGAUGACGAUGUUCAGGAGGUUGUACAAUCCUCCGGUGGUCCUCCGGUUCACUCAGUAGAUGACGAUGAAGACGAUGAUGAUGACGAUGAGGACGACGAUGAAGAUGAUGAUGGUGAAGGUGAUGGAGACGAUGAUGACGAUGACGGAAGCGACGACGAUGAUGAAGAAGAAGUCGACCCCGAAGAGGAUAUGGGUACUGAGUACCUUGUGCGGCCAGUGGGACGUGCAGAGGAUGAGGAAGAUGCAAGUGAUUUUGAACCAGAAGAGAAUGGAGAAGAAGAAGGUGAGGAGGAAGUUGAGGAGGAAGAUGAAGACGAUGAUGGUGGUAGCGGGAAAGUGGAGGCACCACCAAAGAGAAAGAGAUCGGACAAAGAUGAUUCCGACGAUGAUGACGACAAUGAUGAUGGCGGAGAGGAUGAUGAGAGACCAUCCAAGCGAUAGUGGUUGGCCUCUUAUUGGUAUGAGGAUAGGACUGACCGUUGAUAAAUAGGUCACUCUCUCAUUCUCUCUCUCUCUCUCACUCACUUUUCUCUCCAUUAUGUCUCUAUCUUAAACUUGUCUCCUCUUUGUAGAAAGAAGGAUAGGUAGGAAGGGUGCUGCCUAAAAAUCUGUUUAUCUUUUUUUAAAACCUCAAAUCAAAUCAUGUACUACCAUGAAGCAAUAUAAUUAGGAUUAUAAGUUUUUUUUUUCUUCUUUUUAAUCUUCUAAUGAAUCUAGUCAAUUGGGUGGUGGUGGUGGGGGUUGAUUAUCCCAUUUGAAGAGGGUUGUUUUAGGAUUUUGUGCAAGUUUAAACAAGUUAGAAAAGUCUAGUCUGUUGGAUAUUAUUUAUUUCAAGUUCUUUAGGUAGAUGAUCCUUUUUAUGUCCUUUUUUUUGUUUUUUGUUUUUUUGGCUGGUUUAAACUAUCAAUGGUUAAUUGGAUGUCAUGAUUUUGUAUAAUAAUGAUGGUCAUUUAUAAUUAUCAUCUUUAAUUUUCAA
Messenger RNA from Cannabis sativa, 1811 nucleotides. RefSeq lists its product as uncharacterized. Bases 641 to 1276 code for a protein of 211 amino acids. The transcript is spliced from 2 exons. The record is from RefSeq and is a predicted model, not a curated record. NCBI's taxonomy places the organism in Eukaryota, Viridiplantae, Streptophyta, Magnoliopsida, Rosales, Cannabaceae.